UAAGAUAAGAUUCCCGGUUUGUUACAUAUGUUCGCAGAAAUUAUUCGUAUUUUGUUAAUCGUCUGUUAAAACUUCACUUUAUUGUUCUCUAACUAAUUCUGGUUUUAUAUAAGGAACAAAAGAAUGGCUUCAGAACUACCCUCCGCAUUAAAACACUUAUUUGGUUAUAUUGAUGACCAUAAAGCAGAGUACAUAAAUAAUUUACGGGAAGCAGUAGCUAUAAAAUCUGUCUCAGCAUGGCCAGAUUAUAGAAAUGAAAUUAUUAAAAUGAUGAAAUGGGCAGAAGCCAGAUUAAAAACUCUUGGAGCCACUACAGAAUUAGCAGAUGUAGGAAAGCAAAAUCUUCCAAAUGGAAAUCAAAUUCCUCUUCCACCUGUUUUGUUAGGAACCCUUGGAUCUGAUCCUAAAAAAAAGACUGUUCUUUUGUAUGGACAUUUAGAUGUUCAACCUGCAUUAAAAGAAGAUGGGUGGGACACAGAACCAUUUACACUUGUUGAGAAAAAUGGGAAAUUAUUUGGACGUGGAAGUACAGAUGACAAAGGUCCUGUACUCUGUUGGAUUCAUGCAUUACAAGCUUAUAAAGCUAUCGGAAUUGACAUUCCUGUUAAUCUCAAGUUUGUUUUUGAAGGUAUGGAAGAAAGUGGGAGUGAAGGUUUAGAUGAUCUCCUUUGGGCACGUAAAGAUACAUUUUUGCAAGGUGUGGAUUAUGUAUGCAUUUCUGAUAAUUACUGGUUGGGUACCAAAAAACCCUGCAUUACAUAUGGUUUGAGAGGUAUCUGUUACUUCCAAGUGGAAGUAACUUGUGCUGUAAAAGAUCUACAUAGUGGUACAUUUGGUGGUACUGUGCAUGAAGCAAUGACAGAUUUAAUAUAUUUGUUGAAUACAUUACUUGAUGUAAAUGGAAAAAUUCUAAUUGAUGGUAUUUAUGACAGUGUUGAUAAGAUUACAGAAAAAGAAGUGAAAUCAUAUGAGACAAUAGAAUUUGAUGCUGGUGAAUUUAGAGAGUCUAUUGGAGCCAAUAAAUUACUCCAUAAUGAAGAUGAAAUUCAACUUUUGAUGCAUCGGUGGAGACAACCUAGUUUAUCUCUUCAUGGAAUUGAGGGUGCAUUCAGUGAACCAGGUGCAAAAACUGUUAUUCCAGGAAAAGUUACUGGUAAAUUUUCAAUUCGAAUUGUACCAAGUAUGACUCCUGAAGAAACUGUGGAAAAAGUAAUAACAUACUUAAAUAAAAAAUGGGCUGCCAGAGGUACUCCAAAUACAAUGAAAGUUAGCAUGUGUCAUGGAGGAAAAACUUGGACUGAAAAUCCUGACCAUCCAAAUUACAUAGCUGGUCGAAAAGCAACCAAGCAUGUUUAUAAUGUAGAGCCCGAUUUAUCACGUGAAGGUGGUUCAAUUCCUGUUACUUUGACAUUCCAAGAAGUCACAGGCAAAAAUGUAUUACUCUUACCAGUUGGUGCUGGUGAUGAUGGAGCUCAUUCUCAGAAUGAGAAAGUAGAUAUCCGUAACUAUAUCGAGGGUACUAAAUUACUUGGUGCUUAUUUAUAUGAGGUAGCUCAACUUUAAUAUAAAUGCAUAUUAUGAACAAGGUAUUGGU
Messenger RNA from Habropoda laboriosa, 1594 nucleotides. RefSeq names its product cytosolic non-specific dipeptidase (gene Cndp2). The transcript is spliced from 5 exons. NCBI's taxonomy places the organism in Eukaryota, Metazoa, Arthropoda, Insecta, Hymenoptera, Apidae. The record is from RefSeq and is a predicted model, not a curated record. Gene Ontology annotation, biological process: proteolysis. The coding region runs from base 124 to 1563 and encodes 479 amino acids. Gene Ontology annotation, molecular function: metallodipeptidase activity.